AAACCCAUAGAUUAGGAUUCACCCUACUAUCUCCAUCCAAGUGAUGAUCUAGGAAGGAUUCUUUUAACAACUUUGCUGAAUGGGGAGAACUAUCAUACUUGGAGGAGAGAAAUGCAAAAUGCUCUUUAUGCCAAGAAUAAGAUUGGAUUUGUAGAUGGUACUCUUGAGAAGCCGGAGACAAUCUCACCUCAAUACCAAGCAUGGAUGAAGUGCAAUUCUAUGGUGCUCUCUUGGAUCCUUAACACAAUCACUAAAGAACUGCAAGACAGCGUGGCUUAUGCAAAGAUAGCAAAAGAAAUUUGGAAUGAAUUGCUGGAAUGGUUUACUCAAAGGAAUGCAUCUCAUGUCCAUGAACUCAAACUUGAAUUAGCAACAUUGACACAACAAACAAGGUCAGUAUCUACUUAUUUCACCAAACUAAAACCAAUUUGGGAUGAGUUACAGGCACAUGAACCAGUACUUGUCUGCACUUGUGGCUACACAUGCGAAGCAGCAAAAGAAUAUGCAAAGGCUCAAGAGAUGGAGAGAAUCCACCAAUUCCUAAUGGGAUUGAAUGAAAACUUUUCCACAACUCGAUCCCAAAUAUUAAGCAUGGAUCCUUUGCCCUCCCUAAAUAAGGUGUAUGCAAUGGUAACAAAAGAAGAAAAGCAGCAAACAGUGGCAGCAUCCAAGGGUCCAAAUAUAAAAGCCAUAGCUCUUGCAAUAAGAGGACCAUCAGGAAGGUCAUGAUGUGAUCACUGUAAAAAGCUUGGGCACACUAAAGAAAGAUGCUAUGAGAUCAUUGGGUAUCCUGUGAAUUGGAAGCCUGGGAUAGGCAAAACCAAGACAAAGGGUGAGGCACAAAAGACAAGACAAGAGAAAGACCAUGCCUUUGUAGCUAAUGCAGCACAUAAGCCCACAGAGGAGUUAUCAAAUCAGUCUCUAGUUUCUUGGUUGAGCAAAGAGUAGUAUGACCAAUUCAUCUCACUUCUCAGGGGUAAUACCAUUCUUAAUCAUUCAGCCAACCACACUAGUAAGGCAUAAAACUCAUCUUUUCAU
This is a messenger RNA of Rubroshorea leprosula, 1038 nucleotides long. The record is from the annotation of a GenBank genome assembly. NCBI's taxonomy places the organism in Eukaryota, Viridiplantae, Streptophyta, Magnoliopsida, Malvales, Dipterocarpaceae.